Salvia miltiorrhiza (redroot sage) is the source of this 1067-nucleotide messenger RNA. Its product is annotated as floral homeotic protein DEFICIENS-like. The coding region runs from base 244 to 894 and encodes 216 amino acids. The record is from RefSeq and is a predicted model, not a curated record. NCBI's taxonomy places the organism in Eukaryota, Viridiplantae, Streptophyta, Magnoliopsida, Lamiales, Lamiaceae. The transcript is spliced from 7 exons. Gene Ontology annotation, biological process: regulation of transcription by RNA polymerase II. Gene Ontology annotation, cellular component: nucleus. Gene Ontology annotation, molecular function: protein dimerization activity; RNA polymerase II cis-regulatory region sequence-specific DNA binding; DNA-binding transcription factor activity, RNA polymerase II-specific.
AGAAGUAGCACACCACAUAAACAAACUCUCAUUUUUAUGGCAAAAAGACUUGAAAUUGCUAAGCUACCAUCGAACUUUCCAUCUCACUUUCUCUGCAUACUGCAAAUGGCAAGCUUUUCUUUCUCCUCCCCUUCUCUCUCCUCAGCAACAGUCAAACAUUUGUUGUGCUUGCUUGCUGCCACAGUACUGGAAUAAUUUUGCACAAGAACAAAUAACCUCGAGGUUCUUGUUCUUGAAGAAGAAAUGGAGAUGGAGCAAAUGGAUUCUUUCUCCGAGAACAAAGAAAAGAUUUUCAAGAAAGCCCACAAAAUCACUCUUCUUUGUGAUGCUGAGGUCUCAAUCAUCUUGCUCAACAGCGACAACUUCUAUGAAUACACCAGCCCCACUUCCUCGUUGAAGAAACUCAUUGAUCAAUACCAGAGCAGAGUGGGUGUUGAUAUCUGGAGUGGACAUUAUGAGAAAAUGCAAGAAGAGUUGAGAAGAUUGAAAGAUGUGAACACUACACUUACAAGAGAGAUCAUGCAGAGAAAAGGUGGAGAGCUUGAUGAUCUGAAUAUGAGGCAACUAUGCAAUCUUGAGGAACAAAUGGAUCUUGCUUUCAGGAACAUACAAGAGCGAAAGUACCGACAGAUCCAAAUGCGUAUUGAGGUCUGCAAAAAAAAGAUCAGAAAUUUGGAAGAUAUGCAAAAACAUCUACGAGACCACUUGGAGGAGGAGUACGAGCGUCGGCAGGUGGGGAGAGUGGUGGACAAGGAUGGCUUCGACUCUGCUGCUGCGUUUGCAGGCAGAGUUCGUCGCCCUAACCCCGGCCCCGCCGCUCCUCUGCAACUGCCUCGAAUAGAUGAAGGCGAGAAUAGCUGCAUUACAACUAUGGAGAUUGAGGAUUCUGAUUAGCAUUAGGAUUUAUUAAUGAUGUUCCACUUCUUAUUAAUUUCCGUUGCUUCAGAUUGUUUGGAGCUUUGUCUCAACUCUUUCGAGUCUUGAUCUUCUGACUUUUAACCUUUUUUUUUGGUUCGGAAUCUCUGUUUUUUUUGCAUGUCUAAUAUAUUCUGAUUUUUAACGUAUUA